Molecule: messenger RNA, 759 nt
Organism: Sphenostylis stenocarpa
Lineage: Eukaryota; Viridiplantae; Streptophyta; Magnoliopsida; Fabales; Fabaceae
Source: the annotation of a GenBank genome assembly
AUGGCCGUGGUUGGUGUUCUUGCGCUACAAGGAUCUUUCAACGAGCACAUAGCUGCUCUUAGAAGGUUAGGGGUGAAAGGUGUGGAGAUUCGAAAGCCGGAGCAGCUUCAUACCGUUACUUCCCUGAUCAUCCCUGGUGGAGAAAGUACCACCAUGGCUAAGCUCGCUGAGUAUCAUAACUUGUUUCCUGCCUUGAGAGAGUUUGUAAGAAUGGGAAAACCUGUUUGGGGAACCUGUGCAGGGCUUAUAUUCUUGGCAAAUAAAGCUAUAGGACAGAAGACUGGUGGACAAGAUUUGGUUGGUGGACUUGAUUGUACUGUGCAUAGAAAUUUCUUUGGCAGUCAGAUUCAAAGCUUUGAGACAGAGCUUUCAGUGCCACAGCUUGCCUCCCAAGAAGGUGGUCCGGAAACAUUUCGUGGUAUUUUUAUUCGUGCUCCAGCAAUUAUUGAAGCAGGGCCAGAAGUUCAAGUGCUGGCUGAUUAUCCUGUAUCUUCUGACAGAUUGUUAAGUUUUGAUUCCUCUAUUAAAGACAAAAUGGAGAAUACUGAGGAAGAAAGUAAGGUUAUAGUUGCAGUAAGACAAGGGAACAUUCUAGGGACUGCUUUCCAUCCUGAAUUGACAGCUGAUACCCGAUGGCAUAGUUAUUUUGUGAAAAUAUCAAUGGAGAUUGGAGAAGAGACCUUAAGUAGCCUGGUUCCUGCACAAGUCAGCACAAAUCACAAUCAACUGGCCCCGAUUGACCUGCCUAUCUUUCAAUAG